Linum trigynum is the source of this 3306-nucleotide messenger RNA. NCBI's taxonomy places the organism in Eukaryota, Viridiplantae, Streptophyta, Magnoliopsida, Malpighiales, Linaceae. The record is from the annotation of a GenBank genome assembly.
AAUAGCAACUUCCAAACGACCCAUAAGUACACAAGCCAAUGGAACCCUACCCCCCAAAAAAAACCCUUCUCUCAUUUUUCUUUUCUGCAGUGAUGGAAACCUAAUUGUCCCAUUCAUGACCUAAUUAGGUGGUGGGAAUCAAUAGACAAUAGUAUAUACUUGGAAGUGCAAGAUCUGCAGAUUCUAUAUUAUGAAAGACCAGCUGGAUUGGUAUUUCAGCAGAACCACAUGAAUGGCAAAAAAAUUGUCUAAUUCACCCACUAGGAAGUGAAAAAUACCAGAAUAUUCCUGCAACUUUUGGUGAAGAUCAGUGUUUAACGGUUCAGGAAUUCAGCUAGUUUAGUUGAACCAAUAGGGACAUGCAGUUGCUUUGCCUCAAUUGGCAAAAAGGAGGAAAUGGUGCUUCAGAGGAAUUAAGAAGUAUGGGAAAGAAGGGAGUUGUAGUUAGUGCAGAGCAGGGGAAAUGAAGUGGUAGGUGUCCUUAUAAUAUAGGGUGAAGGGACAUAACUAAUGUAACCUACAGUCAAGCAGAUGAAAGAAGGAAGGGGUUGCUCCUCAAAUGUUCUUGGGGAGGGGAGGGGAAUGGUGAGGACCACAAUGGCAAUUUGCCAAAUGCAGAAGGUGGUCCUCCAUAUUAUCAUCAGCUUAUGCAUAAAUAUCAAUAAUAUUUUAUUAUACUUAAGCAACUCUUGGGUUUCCCUACUUUUCUUAUCCAGAGGGAAACAGAUCAGAGAGGAAGCUGAUCACAUUCCCACUGAGAGUAGUCAUGAACAGUACCACAAUACCAAACACAAAAAAUUACUGCCUAUUCUUAGUCUUAUCACUCAUGAAAACAGUUGAUUAGUGGAGUGGAUUAACAUGCAAGAGGUUUGCCUUCAAAGUCCAUAAUUGAGUAUAUGUUCAGUGUUCGCAUGGUGCGAAAAGAUUGGAAUAGAAUGCGGUGCAAAACAAGCAUGUAAGACAAUAUGAUCGAGAAAGAAACACCGUAACGUAAUAGAGGUACAAUGCGAUCAUAACGUCUCGAGCUCGUGACAACGAGAAAUAAAUGAACAAUGGUCAUGAGAAUAUAAUAUGAUACCUGUGUGGCUGCGGAUUUCAUCUUAUCAGCAUCAGCAUUCAGCAGCAACAACACAAUCUGCACAAGAAAAUUGGAAAUCUGUCCAUAAUCGUCAUCAGUCAUCACACAACUUUACCCACCAUAUAAAACAAAAAGAGAAAAUAGGGCACGAUGGAAUGACCAUCUAGAGCUUCUAUUCCAUUGGAGAUUUUUCUUAAAAUUUCCAUUUUAAUGGGUUAUGGGAUGCCAAUCACUUCUUUUCUGCAUAUAAAUAGAGCAAUGGUCAGCAUACAAUAAUCGUCACCAGUCACCUUCCUUCCUCCCCUCCUUUGCAUGGAACUAACACCACCUUGGCAGCAAAUUAACACCUUCUUGCCAAGGCACCAAAACCUCAAAUACACAGGUGCUGUUAUCUCAACACACGUAUCCAAACACCAGAAACUAAUAUUAACCUGAUCGGAGAAGAUUAACAUGGAGUGGAGGAUAAAUGUGGGAGAUGGUUCAUCGAAGGCAUUGGCCCCAAAGGCAAGUGGUUUUGCUUCAAAACUAUGGGUAGCCCUAAAGGAUUUCUUCAUGGCGUUCUUUAUCAGGAUUAGAGGGUUCUUCCUGAAAGCAUGGAUGAUAGGGGUGGACGACCCUAGGAAAUUCGUCCAUUGUAUUAAAGCAGGAAUGGCUCUUACACUGGUUUCACUCUUUUACUACAUGAGACCUCUGUAUGAGGGUGUUGGUGGCAAUGCCAUGUGGGCUGUCAUGACUGUUGUAGUUGUCCUCGAAAACACCGUAGGUGCAACAAUCUAUAAAUGUUUGAACAGAGUAUUUGCUACUUCUUUAGCUGGAUUUCUUGCCUUGGGAGUUCACUGGGUUGCUAGUCAACCUGGACAGAGAUUUGAACCCAUCAUUACUGGUCUCGUUGUCUUCUUGUUAGCUUCUGCAGCAACUUUCUCCAGGUUCAUUCCAACUAUAAAAGCUAGGUUCGACUAUGGCUGCCUGAUCUUCAUCCUCACUUUCAGUAUUGUGAGUAUAUCGGGAUACCGGGUUGAACAACUGUUUGAUGUGGCUCAUCAAAGGAUGGCCACAAUCAUCAUUGGAACUUCCUUGGUCACCAUCGUGACCAUGUUCAUCUCCCCCAUUUGGGCCGGCCAGGAGCUCCAUACCCUCAUCAUUCGCAACAUGGACAAGAUUGCCAAUUCCUUGGAUGGAUCUAUGGACUUGUAUUUUGGCCAGAACAAGGAAGAAACUGAUCCUGACAAACAACUUGCCAACAAGUCGCUUGGUUACAGAUGUGUACUUGGCUCCAAGGCCUCUGAAGAGUCCUUUGCGAAUUUCGCGAGAUGGGAGCCAGCACACGGCCGAUUCAGCUUCAAGCACCCAUGGCAGCAGUACCUGAAGAUCGGGGCCGCCAUACGAAGCUGCGCGUAUUGCAUCGAGGCGCUCAACGGCUGCAUCAAUUCAGAGAACCAGGCUCCGGACCCAGUGAAGAAGCACCUGAAGGAGGCUUGCGAGAGAGUGAGCUCGACUUGUUCGAGCAUCACAAGAGAGCUGGCCAAAACCAUCCAAACAGCGACGAGAUCGGCCGCCGUGGAUCUCCUGGCGAAGGAGAUGAGCGCCGCGGUUCAGGAGCUCCAGAAUUCGCUGCAAUCGCUUCCCGACGCGCUGAAGCAGGAGGAGUCGGAGGAUUGUGAAGCGAAAUCAGGGGGGAUCGUGCCUCUGAUGGAAGUGAUUCCGGCGGCGACAUUUGCGUCUCUGCUGAUUGAGAUUGCUUCUAGGGUUGACAUCGCGGUUGGGACGGUGAAGGAGCUGGCGGAGAUGUGCGAAUUCGAAGUCGGCGGCGGGAGUGCGAGUGAGAAGUCGGCGGCGGAUGGGGGAAUUGCGGUUGAGAUGGAAACAGUGAAGGUCCUUCAGAGGGUCUGAGUUUUCUUCAGGAUGCGGGAGUGGGGGGGAGGGGCAAAAAGGGAACAGUAAUUAGUAACCCGAAUCCUAGGAUGAUUACGAUUCAUGUGGUCAUCUUGUAACUUGUAAGGUUGGUAAGAUCAACGUUUUUUUAACACUAUUUUCCUUUUGUCACGGGAUACUAAUUCGUCGGGAAGGAUGAAUUAGAAGUCUUGAAGUUGAAUGAUGCUCCAACAAUGUGUUCGUACGAUUAGUUGACUUAUGAGGAACUAAAGACACCACCAAAUAGAUAGUUUUUUUUUGGGAACAUUAUUUUAUGAUGUUGAAACUCAGUCUAGCAUUAAAUUUUCCUUUUGAAC